AUGCCCAAUGACACUUCCAAGCUACUAAACUUUUCUGAAGGAGACCAGCCAGCGGUUCUUGCUGGAUGCAGUGGGUAAAUGCCUCUCUCCCCACACAGUGAGAGGAGCCUGGCAAUCCUGCUGAUGUUGGUGGUGAACAGAUCAACAAGUAUUUGGUACUUGUUAGAAACCUUUGAGCUUAGGAAAGCAACAUUUCUUUUGCAGUCUGGGGCCUUUGGCCUGGCGGACGCUUAACCCCUUCAAGGGCGAAAGCACCCAUCCCUGAGAACCUGUAUUGCCAGUAGUCAAGGGCUGGUUUUCUAGAGAGUUUACUGGGUGGUGGAAGUGAUUUAUUUAGGAAGCCUGUCCCCAUUGCCACAUUUCAAAACUGUGCCGUUACAAUAGGCAUUCUUAUAACGAAAAAUAGGACGGGCUGGAGGAGCCACUCUGCAUGUGUACAUUUUUAAUUUGGACCUCUUGGCCAUUCCUGAUCCUCACUCUGUUAGUAGUAAGUUCAAAGAUUUUUCUCUCGGGUGAGAGGUGGUAGAGGCCUAUAGCUAGUAGACUGACAGUGAGUGGUGCUUUUACACAAUAAACAACUUGUACUGUAUUUUGAGAUGUAAUUUAAUGAGCACUUAAUCAUUUGUAGAGCCGUGAGCAGUCUACUCUUUGCGUUAGGACACCACCUCCUUAAAGCCACCAGGCGAAGAAAAAUAAUAUUGUUGCCAAAAAAAUAGCAAGGAAAGAAAAGUGAGUAGCUUCGUUUGCUGAAGCUUUGUGUUGCACAGGGAUCCACCUGAGGGGGAGUAUUUUAAUAACCCUGAUAUUUGCAAGAGAAAGUAAUUGAGAAUAAUAAUGUCUUGAUUUGGUUGUGAUCCUGCCUGUCAGUUUUCAGUUUUUACAGCCCCAGAGCUAAAUUGGUAAAUCCUUUCUUGCCCUGGGACUAGGAUUCCUUCCCCACAGGGGGUUUAUGACUUUCUACCAUUUAGUUUAUGUGGUUGGUAACUUGAUUGUGGCCUGUUCAGAUCUAGUGCUGCUGUGGUUAAGAGAAGCUUUUUUUUUUUUUCCCUAGGAGGUAAAUAGAUGGGAAGCAAGGGUAUGAAAUAAGGCAGAGAAGUUUAAGUUUUACACAUUUUGGAGGUCCCGGAUUAUAUUGUGCAACAUACAGAAAAUUUCUUGCAGUAAGACAUGAAUAUGUAUUUUUGAACACUAAAAUAAGUAUGAAAAAUGUACUUGAUUGGAAACUGUGAAAGUCAGUAUUUUCCCCUCCGAAUUUCGUUUUACGAGGGUUUGGGUUUCGGAAGUGAUGCCUUGUCAGGAAUAUUAUAACUAGGCUCCAGAGCUUCUAAAUUGUCUUUUAGGGAGAAAUUCAAGAAAAACUCUUUAACCAUCAGAUUAUGUCAAGUGCCUGUAGAUGGCCUUACAUUUCAUUGUCUGUGAGUCCUGGGAAAGGCCAGCCUUAAGAGAUUAUUAACAUUAGUGAACACAUUUCUGUGACUUCUGUAUUUGUUGUCAUUACAGACUCACAUUCCUUUUAUGUAGCAUGCCUUUAUUUUUUUUUCCAUUGUGAAAUGUCAAGUGGAUUUUACUUUUGCCACUUACCUUGAGUGACAGUUUCUGAUGACUAACACAUGAUGACAGCGGCUCAUUUUGUUUCCUAUUAGAAGUUAGUCAAUAAACAUAUUUUAUCAAAACCCUGGAAAUUAGUGUAGGAGUGAAUGUUAAUUCUUUCAACUCUAGUUGUGGGCAGUAACACACAGCUUAGACUCUGAAACAAAUGCUUGCUUACUAACGUGACACGGUGCAAGAGACGUCAUUGCAGGGUGGACAUCAUUUUCAGGGUGGACAUAAAUAAUGUGAUUUCCAUGACUUUUUAUUUUUGGAAUUAUUCAGUAAUUUGAAUGAUUGACUUGCGUGAGAGAUUUAGAUAGGUACAAGCUUAACUACUUCAAAGAACAGAUUUAGUUCUGGUUACACUUCCAAAGUUACCAGAAGCAGGCCCUCCUUACUUUGUAAAAGCAUUGAGAAUAAUACAUUGUAGAAAUCUCGGUAGAGAUAAUAAUUUCUGGCCUAGGGCAUUCCUUACAGGACUGCCCCUGUUUAAGAAUGAAUCUUGUAGUUCUCAAUUAUGCCGUUCAAAUUUUAGUUUCAUUUAAUUCAGUUUAAUAAAAUACUCAUUCAACAUGUCUUUAAGAGAUGAUAUAAUAAUGAGCAUAACUGAAUGCUGUUUUAGAGAAUAUUUUUAAAUGUUGGCUGAGAGAGUUGUAAGUGGAUCAAGGUUCUGAAAAAUAUAUAUAUAAAUGCUUAAAAUUAUAGGCGUAAUAAGAUUUAGGUGAAUCAUCUUUAUUUGCGGAGACGGUUUUAAGCAUCUUUUUUUUUUCCUAUUUCAUAAUUUAUGUAUUCUGUCUUUAUCAGUGUAGUGAUAUAUUUUGUAAUCCUUAUGCAUACGAACUUUCCACGCUAGUGUGCUAUAAAUGUUUGUAGUACAUGUUACCAUCCCGAAUGUACUGAAACACGUUUAGAACUAUUACAGACAAAAAAGCAACACGCAUUAUAUUUUCUUUGAUAUGUUUGAUGUUAGCAGAAAUGUCUCACUGAUUUUUCUAUGACUUUUAAUGCAUACCAUUUGUGGAGUAAUGAAAAUGCAAUGGUAAUUGCCAUAAUGUAAGCAAAAAUGGUAUCCUACCUGAAAAUGAACUUUUCAGAAAAUUCAUUGUAGUGUAAUCAGAAUUUGAGACUUAAGGGGGCAGAGGUUCCCCUGAUUAUGCUGUUUUGAUUCAGGCUAAGAGGAACUCUUUUUUUUUUUUUUUUUUUUCCACUUAGACGCUCUUUAGCAUGACACACUUUGAGGGAGUUAUUUAGCAGAAGUUUUUAGUGAUAAUCGUCUUAGCUGCUAACCUAUCAGCAAUUUAUCUUCUAACAUGCGAAGAAAAUGUAUUCUUCUGUCACUAUGUUUGGCACAGUGGCUUUUACUGCACCCUGAGCUUUGGCCUACUCUCCUCGAGUUAUUUAUAUUAUCUACUGUAUUUAUUUAUAUAUUAUUUCCUCUUUACUACCACAUCGGUGUUACUUAGACCAUCUAUGUUAGUAAUCUUCCGCUAUAAGUGGAAUUGUGUUAUGUAGUUCACUGUGCUUUUAAAAUAUUAAGUAUUCUAUUUUUAGUGUAUAUGUUGUAGACAACAUUCUAUAGGCUACAAUGGGGUUUUUUUGUGGGUUUUUUUUCUUUUUUGUAUUUUGUUUGUAUGUUUUUGCAAUGCUUCCACUCUGCCUUCCUUUUACUCUUGUGUUUCUUCCCUCUGAUGGAACAGUAAGUUAUGUUAACUCUCUUAAUUACUGUAAUUGGUGUAGCAACACAAAUACUUUUGAAAUAAGUAGGCAUACCAGUGUGAAAGUAAAUUAAUAUUUUACAGCAUUUGCAUCAUGUUUGACUGUUCUGUACACUUCAGCAGAAUAGGAGGAGACUGUAAUUUGGACUCUGUAAAACCUUAUCUGCCAGGUGAUAUGUAAAUAGCACUGUGUGCACACAUAGAUAUACAAGCAAACACUCAACUGUUAGCUCAUAAAGCAAGUGCUGUCUGCAAAUCCACGGUACCUGCACCUUGUUCAGAAAUGAUUAUCCUGUAUUUGGAUGCUUCCUCUGAGAAAUUACUAGAUCAAAAUAGGAAAACAGCCACCGUGUAAGGGCAAAUAGAAUUUUGUGAGCUUCUCUAACUUGGCCACCAUUUACAUUUGUAACUCAACGAGCUUCCUCGUGGAAGGAUAGACUUAGUGGAGUCUUCCAAGGACUUCAAAGACGUUACGGUCUGGAACAGCUUCCCUACUUUCUCUGUACUCACAGAUUACAUGCGGAGAAACCAAGGAUUACAAAACACACUCCUUUUGCAUAUCAGUCCCAGGCAUGCAGUAGAUGCUUCUGUAUAUACUUGGUGAAUGGAUUCGUUAGAAGUCUUUACCUCACAAAAACUACUACAAGCACCAAGCUCCCUGAUGGAAAGGAGCAUCGUGCAGCAGCCAGUCCCCAGGGUGGUCCGUUCAAGCUGCGGAUUUGUUUGCCAUCACUCUAAGACAAUCUCCUCCUCCACGGCCACUCCAGGGAAGUGCAUCACAAAUCAGCAUACUGGAGCAAAAUGAAAGAAUUUGUUCUGAGGCCUCAAAAGUAGUGCUGCUACGGACCAUGAGCAAGAAAGGGUGGACUUCAGCCUGCACGGAUGGUCUUGAAACACAAAUAGUUGUGGGUCUAGGCAUUUUACAUUGAGUUUCUCUACUGCCACCCCUUCUACUCAAGCAAAAUCUGUGUGGAAAGAUCCGCUGGGAAGGAACUGACUGCUUAUGUUUCUCCAUUGUGAUGAAAGCACAUGGUACAGUUUUCCAAAGAAAUUAGUCCUUCUUCUGGGUGAAAAGAAACCAGUCUGCUGUUUUCAUAGGGUAUUUCUCACUCCUCUGGAAGGAAGAAAGAACACGCCUGAGCCUAGGAGCGCUCCAGCUUCUUGUGGGAAGUCUCCAUGGUGAAGGCUGAGCCAGGGCUACCUGCGAACGGCGCGCAGUGAAUGUCAUUCCAGAGCUGCCGCCGGCGGAUAGCACCCACGGGGAGAUGAUUCCUCAUGAAGAGCCUGGCUCCCCUACAGAAAUCAAAUGUGACUUUCCAUGUAUCAGACUGAAACCAGAGCCAGCCAGACAGUGAAACAGUCACCGUGGAGGGGGGACGGCGAAAAAUGAAAUCCAACCAAGAGCGGAGCAACGAAUGCCUGCCUCCCAAGAAGCGCGAGAUCCCCGCCACCAGCCGGCCUUCCGAGGACAAGGCGGCCCCUCCGCCCAGCGACAACCACCGCGCGGAGGCCGUGGCAUGGCUCCCCCCGGGCAACCCUGGUGGCCGCGCCCACGGGGGCAGCAGGCACGGCCCGGCGGGGACUCCCGUGGAGCUCGGUUUACAGCAGGGAAUAGGUUUACACAAAGCGCUGUCCACGGGGCUGGACUACUCCCCGCCCAGCGCGCCCCGGUCUGUCCCGGCGACCAGCACGCUGCCCGCGGCCUACCCUCCCCCGCAGUCCGGGACCUCGGUGUCCCCCGUGCAGUACGCGCACCUGCCACACACCUUCCAGUUCAUCGGGUCCUCCCAGUACAGCGGGCCCUACGCCGGGUUCAUCCCCUCGCAGCUGAUCUCCCCGACGGCCAGCCCCGUCACCAGUGCCGUGGCCUCCGGUGCGGGCGCCGCCACUCCAUCCCAGCGCUCCCAGCUGGAGGCCUAUUCCACUCUGCUGGCCAACAUGGGCAGUCUGAGCCAAGCCUCAGGACACAAGGCUGAGCAGCAGCAGCAGCAGCAGCAGCAGCACCUGGGCCGGACGCCGGGGCUCAUCACCCCGGGGUCCCCCCCACCCACCCAGCAGAACCAGUACGUGCACAUCUCCAGCUCUCCGCAGAGCGCCGGGCGCGCGGCCUCUCCUCCGGCCAUCCCCGUCCACCUCCACCCGCACCAGACGAUGAUCCCACACACGCUCACCCUGGGGCCCUCCCCCCAGGUCGUAGUGCAAUACACCGACUCCGGCGGCCACUUCGUGCCGCGCGACGCCACCAAGAAGGCCGAGAGCGGCCGGCUGCAGCAGGCCAUGCAGGCCAAGGAGCUGCUGAACGGAGAGGUGGAGAAGGGCCGGAGGUACGGCGCCCCGAGCUCCGCCGACCUGGGCCUGGUGAAGGCCAGCAAGUCGCUCCCCCACCCGUACGAGUCCCGGCACGUGGUGGUGCACCCCAGCGCCCCCGACUACGGCAGCCGGGACUCCUCGGGGGUCCGGGCCUCUGUGAUGGUCCUGCCCACCAGCAACACACCCGCCGCCGACCUGGAGGUGCAGCAGGUCACUCACCGGGAGGCCUCCCCGUCCACCCUCAACGACAAAAGCGCCCUGCACCUGGGGAAGCCCGGGCACCGGUCCUACGCGCUGUCACCCCAACAGGCUCUGGGCCCCGAGGGCGUGAAGGCCGCCGCCGCCGUCGCCACGCUGUCCCCCCACACGGUCAUCCAGACCACACACAGCGCUUCAGAGCCACUCUCUAUGGGACUGCCGGCCACCGCCUUCUACGCGGGGACUCAAGCGCCGGUCAUCGGCUACCUGAGCAGCCAGCAGCAAGCGAUCACCUACGCCGGCAGCCUGCCCCAGCACCUGGUGAUCCCCGGCACGCAGCCCCUGCUCAUCCCGGUGGGCAGCGCCGACGUGGAGGGGUCCGGGGCAGCCCCCGCAAUAGCCACGUCGUCGCCCCAGUUCGCUGCCAUGCCUCACACGUUCGUCACCACCGCCCUUCCCAAGAGCGAGAACUUCAGCCCGGAGGCCAUGGUCACGCAGGCCGCCUACCCCGCCAUGGUGCAGGCCCAGAUCCACCUGCCCGUGGUGCAGUCAGUGGCGUCCCCCGCCGCGGCGCCCCCCACGCUGCCCCCCUACUUCAUGAAAGGCUCCAUCAUCCAGUUGGCCAACGGGGAGCUGAAGAAGGUGGAGGACUUGAAGACGGAAGACUUCAUCCAGAGCGCGGAGAUCAGCAGCGAUCUGAAGAUCGACUCCAGCACGGUGGAGAGGAUCGAGGACAGCCACCACCCCGGCGUGGCCGUGAUACAGUUUGCCGUCGGGGAGCACCGAGCACAGGUCAGCGUGGAGGUUUUGGUAGAGUACCCUUUUUUUGUGUUUGGACAGGGCUGGUCAUCUUGCUGUCCAGAGAGAACCAGCCAGCUCUUCGACCUGCCGUGCUCCAAGCUCUCCGUUGGGGACGUCUGCAUCUCGCUGACCCUCAAGAACCUGAGGAACGGCUCUGUUAAGAAGGGCCCGCCCGUGGAUCCCGCCAGCGUCCUGCUGAAGCACUCAAAGAGCGACGGCCUGGCAGGCAGCAGACACAGGUACGCCGAGCAGGAGAACGGCAUCAACCAGGGAAGUGCCCAGAUGCUGGCCGAGAAUGGCGAACUCAAGUUUCCAGAAAAAAUAGGAUUGCCUGCAGCGCCCUUGCUCACCAAAAUAGAACCCAGCAAGCCCGCAGCAACGAGGAAGAGGAGGUGGUCGGCCCCGGAGACCCGCAAACUGGAGAAGUCGGAAGACGAGCCACCUUUGACUCUUCCUAAGCCUUCUCUAAUUCCUCAGGAGGUUAAGAUUUGCAUUGAAGGCCGGUCUAACGUAGGCAAGUAGAGGCAGCGCGGGGAAAGGAAACUCGGCUCCCCCUUCUCAUUUGUAUCCAGAUUACUGUACUGUAGGCUAAAUAACACAGUAUUUACAUGUUA
Canis lupus familiaris (dog) is the source of this 7228-nucleotide messenger RNA. RefSeq names its product ataxin 1 (gene ATXN1). Gene Ontology annotation, molecular function: protein binding; RNA binding. The coding region runs from base 4692 to 7136 and encodes 814 amino acids. Lineage: Eukaryota; Metazoa; Chordata; Mammalia; Carnivora; Canidae. The transcript has 9 exons. Gene Ontology annotation, biological process: nervous system development; negative regulation of transcription by RNA polymerase II. The record is from RefSeq and is a predicted model, not a curated record. Gene Ontology annotation, cellular component: nucleus.